AUGGGUUUUCAUUGGUUCUGGCUUCGGACCGUCGAGGCCUGGCUUACUGCCCGGCUGCUGGCCAGCCCAUCAUUUCACCGGAUGGUUGGGAGAGUCCAUCAAAAGGUGCAGCACAUUCGUCAUGGUGUACCUCCCGAAGAGAUGGGAGGUACCAAGAUCGACAAGAAUAAUGAUGGCCUUCAGCGUUUCGCUCGAUAUUUCAAGGAAGAGAUUAAGGAUCAGCUCAAGGGCAAACCGUCAAACAAGCCGUGA
Aspergillus chevalieri is the source of this 252-nucleotide messenger RNA. RefSeq lists its product as uncharacterized. The record is from RefSeq and is a predicted model, not a curated record. NCBI's taxonomy places the organism in Eukaryota, Fungi, Ascomycota, Eurotiomycetes, Eurotiales, Aspergillaceae. Bases 1 to 252 code for a protein of 83 amino acids. The transcript has 4 exons.